AUGGCCUCGCUUCUCGACCAGCUUGACCAUGACUACGACGGAGCCGAGACUCGGGAGGUGUCGCUGUCUUCCCCACUCGUGGACCAGCCGUGUUCUGCGGUAAUGGACAGUGGGCCGUCGCCAGCUGAGACUUCGACAGGUGGCGCGGGUGACGACUCCGGAAUCGACCUCGACACCGACGGCGACUCCCCCAUGACCAGUGACACCCCGACUCCCGGCCCAAGCACCGACGACAACUGCAGCAAGCUUUCCGCUGACGAUGCACCCACUCCACCUACCGACUCACCCAGCAACGACAGCGAGGAAGGCUCCGAGUCCGACGCCGAGUCUUCCCUGAGUUCUCCCACCGUUCGCUUCCUUUCCCUCUCAGACACACUGAGGGAGUGUGCCCGUCGCGACGCCGAGCUCGAAGGCGCACGCCGCGAAAUUGAUCAGCGGCAGGUAGAGCUUCGCGGCAAGGAGGGUCAGAUUGCCCGCCGUGAUGGCGAGAUUGAGAAGCUGACAAGGGAGCUGCAGCUGAAGAGCGAGGCACUCGCGCAGAAGGAGGCUGAGCUCGUGCAGAAGAAUGAGGAGGUCGAGACGCUGCGCAAGGAGCUUGAGGCAGAGAAGCUGCUCGCGAAAGAGUCGCAUCAGUCUUCCUCCUCGAGCACCAAAGCGAGUACAGACCAGUCAUGCACCAGCCAAGAUAACCGGAAGGACAUAGGAAGGGAGCUCAAGACUCUGCGCAAGGCGCACCGUAAGCUCACAGCACAGAUCGCAGUCCAAUAUAAAAUGAUCGCCUCACUCCGUGCACUUGUCGAGGAAGCUGAUAAGCGGUAUGGCAAUCUGUAUCCGAUGGAGAAGGCUAUUGUGAUCCUCAGCGCAAUUUACGGUGAGAAGUUGCGAGGUCAACCUACCAUUAUGAACCGCUUCCGCCGCUUCAUGGCCGGCAGUUAUCCAAGCAACAUCGACAAGCGCCUCAACGUCAGCAUAGCGGACCUCAAAGCCGCACUGGAGCCACUGGAGCAGUAUCUCGGAAAAGCGGUCGGCCAGCGCAACACAGUUGCGCACCCCAGCAACGACAUGAAGCACUUUCUGCAGUGGGACCUCGACCAGAUCGCGGCCCGCGGAACACUCGGAGACAUCGCUCUACACCGCACUCUCGUCGAGUGCGCCAAGUCUCAUCCUUACGGUCACCGUGCUGGACAGCAUUCCGCUCGUGUCGAGGAGGUUGAGAGGGAGAAGCGUGCCCCUCCCGUGUUCUACGUCGAGGACUCGGAUGAGGAGGACAUCAGAGAGAUUGUGGAGAGCGCGCCGAUGACGAGAAGUGCGCCGGUGAGCGAAGCGUCGUCGUUGGAGGAGGGAGAGAUUGAUGAGAGGAAGAGGAAGGGUACAGGAAAGAGGGGGAAGAAGAGGAAAGCACCGACAGUCUCGAGCAAGGAAGACGAAGGGGCAAGUGAGAGCGACCGCGAGCGGAGGGUGGGACCGACCUGGGCUACCGCCGGGGCAGGAGGCGAGAGCGUCGAGAAUCGUUCCUUGCCCCAGGCCGAACAACAGUCUGAGAGGGUAGAGAGGGAGACAGAGGAUGGCUUACACAUGAGCGAUAGGCCGCAGAAGCGGCUGCGUCGAUGA
Molecule: messenger RNA, 1611 nt
Organism: Trichosporon asahii var. asahii CBS 2479
Lineage: Eukaryota; Fungi; Basidiomycota; Tremellomycetes; Trichosporonales; Trichosporonaceae
Exons: 3
Coding region: 1-1611 (536 amino acids)
Source: RefSeq, a predicted model, not a curated record